AUGUGCGAGUGGUUGGGUGCGGCGCCUCGCUUCUGCGAGCCCCGCCGAUCCAGUGCUGCACGCGCACGGUCUUUGCCCCCUGCUGUGAGCAAGGGUGAGGAAGAUCCGCGGAAUCGGCAGAAGGAGCUGCAGGAGCUCAUCGUGAGUGCAGAGAACGUGGAAUGCAUCCUCGCGACAGUUCGGGAGUUGGAGGGUGCCAUCGUCAUCUCCACGGCGCUUCACCGGCUGGGCAAAGUGCCGGUGACUCCGCAGGUCUUCAAAGAUCCCCGCUUCCACCUGCUGCUGGACCGCUUCAGAUCACGGCUGCCAUUCUUUGGCUCACGGCAAAUCGCCAACUCGCUGCACGGGCUCGGUGUGAUCUGCUACCGCGAGGGCGGCGCCUGGGUUGACAUGGUCUCCAUCCAAACGCAACGGCGGAUCCAUGAGUUUGAGCCGCAGCACGUGUCGAACACACUUUGGGCGUGUGCCCGCAUGCAGCUGCAAGAGCCCCUCAUGCUUCGCGCGCUGACUUCGCGGGCGAUUGAAGACAUCCAGCGUUUCUGUCCCCUGGACAUCUCGAUCUGCACCUGGGCCUUUGCGACCAUGAAGCGCCGCGAGCCUGAGUGGCUGCGUGCCGUGGUCCGAGCUCGCUGUGACUUCAGUGACUUCUCACCUCAGAACAUGUCAAACUUCGUAUGGGGGCUCAGCACGCUGGGCUUCCGCAACGACAACAUGGUACUGGCUGUCGGUCGAGAGGCGUCGAGGAAGAUCCAGGACUUCAUUCCACAAGAGCUUUCCAACUUCUCCUGGGCCCUGGCCACCAUGGACCUAUGUGACAACUUGAUGCUGCGGGCCAUCGCGGAGGAGGUGGAUAGGCGAGGGGCAGAGGUGAACACCUGGGACCCGCAGAGUCUCUCGAACAUGAUGUGGGCCUAUGCCACCUUGGCCCUAAAGGACGACCCUUUGUUCCGGCGCCUGCUUGAUGCUUCUAUAGAACGGAUCACAGACCACGACACGCAGAAUCUGGCCAACAGUACCUGGGCCACAGCUAUGGUCGGCUUUCGAUGCUCUCGCUGGCUGGACCAGGCGGCCCAAGCUGCCGUCCGGAAAAUUCGGGACUGUCAGACGCUGCAUUUGGCACAGCUGGCCUUUGCCUUCUCACGCUUCUGCUUCCCUGGGCAUGCCCAUGGCUUCCUCCCAGCGCUUCUGGAGGAGACCCUUCGACGGGUGGAGGAGUUCCCACCGCAGUCGCUCUUCGAUGUUCACGACGCGCUGAGAUUCUUCGACGUGCUACCUAAGUCAACGAGCAUCGAGCGGCGCCUCACCUGCUGCUUCGAGGAGACGCUGCAACGACUGGAGUCCUUUGCAAGGCUGGCCGCAAAUGGCCGACCUACAGCAGCGCAGGUGUCGGCAUACCAGCGUAGUGUGGAGCAAAGUGACAUCGUCACCUUGGGCGAAUACUGGACACUGCAGUUUCUCAAGCACUUCGGCCUCCUGUGCCCGAAGAACGACCCCUUCAUUCCAGAUGCCCGGCAACGUAUCCUGGACUUCCGUGCGGAGGAGGCGGCGAAGGAUCCCGUGAGCCGCUCCCUCUUCCACCGGGCACAGUGUGCCUGGCAGCUGAGUUUGGGUGAGGAAAGUUCCUUGGCCGAUGGACUCUUCGAGAGUGGUGAGCCCGUUGCGGGGGCACCAGCAGGCCACGGGCUCUUCGUCUGCCGACUUCGGCAUACGCGCGAGGGGGACGCGGAGGUCCAGGCGCUAUGUGCAGCCUUGGACACCAGCAUCCUCCGGAGUGGACGUUCUCCCCCAGGCCUCAGCUUGAACUUGCACCUCUCCGAUGUGCCCUGUGUUUCCUGCCUCGGUUGUACCCUGCAGUUUCAGUUUCGCUUCCCGGGUGUUCUACGCGUGUCCUUUGACAGAGGACGCAUGCUCAGCAAGGAUUCCGUGCCAAUUCCCAGGCCGCCGCCGCCACCAUCGAAGAAGGGCAAUCCGAUUCCCUAUGCGCCGAUGCCUGAUGCGCCACGAUCAGAUGGUGUGGAUCGUAGCAUGGUGCGCAAAGAGCUCCCGCAGGGGCACGCCGACACCACGUCGUUCUACCUCAACCCACUCCUGGCAUCGCGGCGGCCAAAUGGAGCUAGCAAAGGUGGUGAGGAAGCAGUUCCACACAAACUGGUGCGAGGCAGGAACGGAAACCAGCAGACCUACUACUUUUCCUCCGCUCCAACCUUCUUCGACACAGAGGACUAUGAGUCUUACUAG
Symbiodinium natans is the source of this 2238-nucleotide messenger RNA. The record is from the annotation of a GenBank genome assembly. NCBI's taxonomy places the organism in Eukaryota, Dinophyceae, Suessiales, Symbiodiniaceae.